Molecule: messenger RNA, 2266 nt
Organism: Oncorhynchus gorbuscha (pink salmon)
Lineage: Eukaryota; Metazoa; Chordata; Actinopteri; Salmoniformes; Salmonidae
Product: gamma-glutamyl hydrolase-like
Exons: 9
Coding region: 185-1108 (307 amino acids)
Biological process (GO): tetrahydrofolylpolyglutamate metabolic process
Cellular component (GO): vacuole
Molecular function (GO): gamma-glutamyl-peptidase activity
Source: RefSeq, a predicted model, not a curated record
GAGAAAGAGAUGAGGACACCAGCACUAUGCAAUUGAGCUCUUCCUCAUGAGAAACAUAAACUGUAUGCAACCUAUAGCAAUGUACUAGUUUCCAGUGUCAUCAAGUCCUCUUUAGACGGAGAAGCUCGUUUCAAUUUUUUUUUACAAUACCAAUUUGAUCCACACGUGGAAACACGUUUCGGAAAUGAGCAAUUUUGCCCUACUGUUUUGUUUUGCUUUCUUAACUUUGUCCUCGUGCACAGCGCUGAAGAGGAACGACGAGCCUAUUAUCGGUGUUUUAGCGCAGGAGGUAUACUCGCCUCGACCGCAGAAUGCGUCUUAUAUAGCCGCAUCGUAUGUCAAGUUCCUGGAGACUGCUGGUGCAAGAGUCGUCCCUGUGAUGAUAAAUAAGACACUGGAAGAGUACAAAACAGUGUUCAACUCCAUUAAUGGAAUACUCUACCCUGGUGGAGGUGUUAGCAUCCUCACAUCUGGGUAUGCAAAGGCUGCUAGAAUCUUUUAUGAGCUUGCCAUAGAGGCCAACUCAAGGGGUGACUAUUUCCCUGUAUGGGGCACGUGUCUUGGAUUCGAGGAAUUGACGUACCUGACCAGUGGAAAGAUGCUUCUGUCCCACACCAAUACCAGUGGUGUGGCAUUGCCACUGGUGUUUACUAACAGAUCAAGAGAGAGUAGGAUGUUCAAGGGCUUCCCAUCAGAGCUCCUGGAUGCACUGGCCUCUGAGCCAAUUACUGAAAACUCCCAUAAAUGGAGUCUCCCUUUGGCGAUUUAUAACAGCAAUGCAGACCUUAGGAAGUUCUACAAAGUCCUGACCACAAGCAGUGAUGGGAUAAACGAGUUUGUGUCAACUAUGGAAGCAUAUAGCUUCCCCAUCUAUGGAACCCAAUGGCACCCUGAAAAGAAUACAUUUGAAUGGACAAAGCCGUACAUUCCACACUCUCCAUUGGCUGUAAAGGUUACUUUCUUCAUGGCCGAUUUCUUUGUCAAUGAAGCUAGAAAAAACUUUCACAAAUUUGAGGAUGAGGAGGUGGAGAAGAGGGCACUGAUAUAUAACUACAAUCCUGUGUACACUGGAAUCAAGUCAGCCUUUGAACAAAUAUAUUACUUUUGAAAUGAGUGUCUUUUUGAUACUUUAAAGUAGAAAUUGUGGACAAAUAUUGAAUUUUAAAAGCCUGUUAUUAAUAACUAUUGAUUUUUUUUUAUAUUAAUAAAGACUUCCUGAAUUGCCAAAGAUGCCCUCUGCAUCCUCUGUGACUUCUAGGAAGAUGUUAACCCCAACAUUUCUCCAAGUUCACCAUCAUUGUAAAGCCCUAGUUAUUAGUAAUUUAUUUUAAGGUGAAGAAAAUAAAAUAAACUGCCACAUUUUCAGGUCAACUCUGUUACUUGAACUGAACUCUUGAUUUUUUCCCCCCCGAGACAUUGCAUAUCUCAUUGUCAAGUCGGUGUAAAAGCAGGUGAGCUGGUUCUACUCUUUUAACCCAUGUUCUGGUGUUUUGUGGUGAAAAACUGAGCAGGCCGAGCACAACACUUCAACCCUGUUACCCAUAGAUGGUCAGGCUGGAAAGGUUAUAACAAUGUUUUUUUGUGAAGUUUGAAUUCAACUGCCCCUCCCUGUUGUACACAAGCUUCCAUUCCCCCCGGUCACAAAGAAAUGUAUGGCUGAUUUAAGAUAAGGUAGUCAACCCUGUUACUUUAUUUGGCACUAUAGUUUUUUAUUUAACCUCUUGAGAUGGGGAAAUUUGUUUCAUUAAGUUGAACAUGUGCUCUUUAUGACAAUGUUAAAAUAAGUUAAAUAAAAUAAAUCAAACUUCUCAAAAGGAACCUAAUUGGUGGAACGACCCAAAUUAUUGUUCUUAAUGGUACUGAUAUAAACCUACAAUCCUGUUCACUGGAAUCAAGUCUGCCUUUGAACAAUAUUACUUUUUUGUGAGUAUGUAAUUUAACAUGUUUAUUUCAAUAAUUGUAAUGGUAUUUAUGCAGCAACACUUAAUGUACAUUUCUGUCAAUUAAAAGCUUAAUGUUUGAUUUGUAUAUUUUGGAUUAAAGGUUUUACAAAGAAAGUAGGCUAACUGAGAACAAUAAAGUUGUUCGUAUGUCUGUUUUUGGUUUGUUCAAAAACAAUCUUAUUCUUAUAUUAUCCAACAAAACAGUUGGUUGAUUUGUGUAGCUUGAGGAUGAAAUGUUUUUCUAUGAAACAAUUCAAAGCAGAGAGAACAUUCACAAUUGUGCAAUAAGAACCAAGAUAAACUACUUUUUAUUCUAAUAUUUA